This is a messenger RNA of Ochotona curzoniae (black-lipped pika), 1698 nucleotides long. RefSeq names its product butyrophilin subfamily 3 member A2-like. Gene Ontology annotation, biological process: T cell receptor signaling pathway; regulation of cytokine production. The transcript is spliced from 8 exons. The record is from RefSeq and is a predicted model, not a curated record. NCBI's taxonomy places the organism in Eukaryota, Metazoa, Chordata, Mammalia, Lagomorpha, Ochotonidae. Bases 1 to 1698 code for a protein of 565 amino acids. Gene Ontology annotation, molecular function: signaling receptor binding. Gene Ontology annotation, cellular component: external side of plasma membrane.
AUGUGUUUAGAGAUUCUGCAGGAAGCUACUGCCAUUCACAUUGGAGACAAACAGGAGCAGCUGUCCACAUGGGGCUCUGCAGAUGAAUUCCUGGUAGCUGGUCCAACCGACCCUAUAGUGGCAGUGUUGGGUGGUGAUGCCACUCUGCCCUGCUUCCUGUCACCAGUCAUGAAUGCAGCGGACAUGGAUCUGCGGUGGUUCCGUUCCAAGUUCUCAGAAGCAGUGCUCAUCUAUCAGAAUGGCCAGGAGCAGAAUGAGGAGCUGAUGCCCCAGUAUGCAGGGCGGACCUCACUGGUGAGGGAUUUCCUUUCCCUGGGGCAGGCUGCUGUGCGCAUCCAGAAUAUCCAGGUUUCAGACAACGGGAAGUACACCUGCUUUUUCCAGAAGGGAGAUUACUAUGAAGAAGACAUUUUAGAAUUGAAGGUGGCAGGCCUGGGCUCUGCCCCACAAGUGCACAUUGAAGGGCCAGAGAAGGACGGAGUUCAUGUGGUGUGCAAGGCCUCAGGGUGGUUCCCGAAGCCCCAGGUGCAGUGGAGAGACGUCCGUGGAGAGAAGCUCCUGGAGUUCUCUGAGACCAACACCCAAGAUGCAGCAGGGCUGUUCAGCGUGGAGGCUGCUCUGGUGGUGAGAGACAGCUCUGCAGGGGAUGUGACCUGCUCCAUCCUCAAUCCCAUCCUGGGCCAGGAGAAGGUCAUGGCCAUUCCCAUCCCAGAGCCCUUUUUCCCUCAGGCCUCUCCCUGGAAGGCAGCCUGUGCUGUAAGCCUGACUGUGCUGGGGCUGCUACUGGUUGUGGCUGGCUUUGUCACCAAGAGAGAGCAUUCUGCAAAGGUGCAGGAGAGGCAGAAUUGGAACGAUCUGAAACGGGCUAAGGAGGAAGACCAGCAGGCAAAGGAGGAGGCUCUGAAGGUCAUAGAGAAGGUUUUUGCUGUGGGGUCUCCAGACACAUUGUCUCUCUUCUUCCUGGUGUGGAGUUCACGGUGUUUCCACUCUCUUUCAGAUGAGCUCCAGGCAGAACUCGGUAGGAGGAAGGCAGCGUACCAGGCUGGGUCUGUCACUCUGGAUCCAGGCACUGCCCAUGCCGACCUUGCCAUCUCUGCUGAAGGAACCAGUGUGACCUGGAGGGGCAUCUGUGUGAACUCAGAUGUCCGCUGCAGUGUGUUGGGUUUUAAGAGCAUCACAUCAGGAAGAUGUUACUGGGAGGUAGAGAUCAGCAAUGGAACAGUCAGCGAGUGGACUCUGGGGGUCUGUAAGCAGAAUGUGUUAAGGAUAGGGCCAUAUACAGAAUCCCCAGAGAAGGGGUUCUGGGUUAUAGGGAGAUUUAUAGAUAAAUACUAUGCCUUCACCAAGGAACAUAUAGCUCUAUCCCCUAAGCAGGAUCUCUGCAGAGUGGGAGUCUUCCUGGACUAUGAUAAACGGGACAUCUCCUUCUAUAACAUGACUGAUGGGUCCCACAUGCACUCAUUUCCCCCAGCAUCCUUCUCUGAACCCCUGUUUCCAUAUUUCAGUAUUAAGUCAGGAGCUGUGACCCUGAGCAUCUGCUCUCCAGUGGGUGGGUCUGAGAAGUGCCCUGUGACCCCGAGUGAUUCUCCUGCUUUGGUGGAAGCUGGCACGCCCGCAGGGGAGUGGCUCAACCCUGGCUCUGGUACUGUGGGUGCUCCCCCAGGGGCUGAGUCUCCAUUACUUCUCUGCUCCCCAUAG